AUGGCGUAGUCGUGAGGGCGCGCGGGCGCGCACUCAGUGGUCGAGGGUUCGAUCCGCCCGGAGCGCGAUCUGCCUUUUGGUUUCUUUUCCCUUUUUGUUAUCCGAGGCCCGGCUUCGGGGUUUUUACCGGUGCCUGGCGGGCAAUCCUUUUUACCCCUGAAGCGACCUCGUGGUGUAGUUAUUUGACUCAGUCUUUCCUUCGCUCGGAGCACUUCCCUCCCUUUGCUUUUGCCACCCUUCCUCCAGAGCUUGGUCAACUCUUCUAGACUCGUACCCUCCCUCUUUUUACCCAUUUCGCUGGCAAUUAAGUCCGUUACACUUGAUUUGCUGCGAAGCCUUCCGACCGAAUCCACUCCUCGGUUGCUCUCGGUCGACUUCCGCCGCCCAGCCGACUCGACCUUCCCAUCGGCCUGGUCAGCUAUUUCUUGGAUCGUUUGCCCUCCCUCUUCUUUCCGACCUCGUUGGCUACCAUAGUUCGGUACACUGGACUUGCUGCGAGCCUUGCAGCCGCGUAUCCUCCGCGGUUGCUUCUCGGUCGACUGCCGCCGCCUCGGUCGACCCCCCCUUUCGCUCCUUCGCGCUUUCGCGCGCUCUCUCGCUCUCUCCCUCGUCUCUCGCGUGUAGUCAUCGUCAUCCCCUCCGACGUUGCCUGUCAAAUACAGCAUCAAGCGACUUGGCCCAGCCCAGUACAUCUUGGGGAUCCAGAUCAAGCGACAGGCCGACAAGUCCAUCAUCCUGUCGCAAGAGGCGUACAUCACAAGCAUCCUCCGCAGAUUUGGCAUGUCAGACAGCAGCCCCGCCUCCACGCCCAUGGCCCCGAACUGA
Messenger RNA from Microbotryum saponariae, 825 nucleotides. NCBI's taxonomy places the organism in Eukaryota, Fungi, Basidiomycota, Microbotryomycetes, Microbotryales, Microbotryaceae. The record is from the annotation of a GenBank genome assembly.